AUGACAGAUCCAGCCAGCCUUUCUGCAGGUGCAGAACAGACACAGAAAAAAGAGAGUGUUGCCGCACAGCUGAUGAAGCAUGAAAAGGAAGUUGGUGUUCCUUCUAAUGAACUUGGUUCAGCAAAGGCAGCUACUGAUCAGAAAGAGCAAUCUGCAUCGGAAAUAAGAAAAGACUAUGUAUACGGAAGUACUGGGAGACCUAAGAAGACAGAUACGAUUAAAUCACUUGUGACAGAUCAGGAUGCAUCUAGAAACUGUGAACUAUAUCUACCCGUGUCUAGUAAUUGUUCAGCAGUGGAGUCAUCUGAAGACAGUGAGGAGGACAUGUAUCGUGACGCAGAAGAAAUAGAGAGAGAGAAAAUAUUACUUUGUGAGACAGGCUCUUCAGAAUAUAAACUAAGUGUUGCACCUGAAAUGGACGUCAUGGAGUAUUGCAGAAAAGAAUGGAGAGGAAAUACACCAGUAGCAAAAAGGAUGAGAAAGGGAUAUGAAGCAGUUGCUCAGAAGUUUGCAUCUAUAAGGAGAGUACGAGGUGAUAACUAUUGUGCACUCAGAGCAACUCUGUUCCAGGCACUAAGCCAAGCUACCCAGUUACCAAGCUGGCUGCAGAGUGAGGAUUUUACUUCGCUUCCCGAAAACUUGCUGAGCAAAUAUGACUGGAUCAAGCACUGGCAGCUAAAACAGAAACUGGGCAGGAAGAUGGGAGAAAUAAGUGAUGAAAUUAAAGAAUAUUUAAUACUUCUAAGGAAAAAGUGGAAGAAUAUAAGUGAAAUCAAGGAUCCCAUUGAGAAACAAGAAGCUUGUGAUAAAUUGUUUAAAAAUGAAGAGGAGGAGUAUAGUCUCUAUGAAGCACUCAAAUUUUUGAUGCUUAAUACUGCCAUCGAAUUAUACAAUGAUGAUAAAAAUGGAAGGAGAGUUCCUGUCUUCUCAUGGUUACUGUUUGCACAGGAUACAUCUAGCAACCCUUGUCAGUUAAUGCAUAAUCACUUGAAUCAUAUUGGUCACAGUGGAGGCCUCGAACAAGUGGAAAUGUUUCUCCUUGCUUAUGCUCUGCGGUAUACCAUCCAAGUGUAUCGAUUGUAUAAAUAUAGCACUGAUGAAUUCAUCACACUUUAUCCCAAUGACCCAGAGGAGGACUGGCCUGUGGUGACUCUCAUAACUGAAGAUGACAGACAUUAUAAUAUUCCAGUCAGAAUGUGCCAAGAGACUAUGCUGUAAACACGUGAUUUUUGGCAGACAAACCUGUGCUGCUUAUUGAGGUUUCCAGUGCUAUUUACAAACAGGAUGAUGAUGAAAUCUGCGUUAUUAAAUCUACAACUUGAAAUC
Molecule: messenger RNA, 1326 nt
Organism: Nipponia nippon (crested ibis)
Lineage: Eukaryota; Metazoa; Chordata; Aves; Pelecaniformes; Threskiornithidae
Source: RefSeq, a predicted model, not a curated record